AUGCAGGCUUCCGCCAACAAGCGGCGGCGUCAUGUCGAGUUCGAAGAGGGUGACUUGGUGUGGUUGAAACUUCAGCCCUAUCGCCAACAUUCGGUGGCCAGGCCACUGUCGGCCAAAUUGGCAAGACGUUACUAUGGGCCGUUUGAGAUCUUGGAACGAGUAGGGCCAGUGGCGUACCGCCUGCGCCUUCUGGAAGGGAGUCACAUCCAUGACGUCUUUCACGUAAGUCAACUGCGUGAAUUUGUGGCAGGGGAAGGAUCAAUGUCCCACGUUCCACUUCCAAGCGAUUUUAUAGGUGACCGUCCAAUUGUGCAACCGGUGGCCUUUGUGGAGUCACAGGUCAUGUGGCACAAUGGAAAAGCUGUUGAGCACGUACUGGUCCGUUGGUCCGACGGGUCGGAAUCUCCGUCUUUGGAGCCGUUAGAGGAGAUUCGCAAGCGUUUUCCCAACCUCCACCUUGAGGUCAAGGAUGAUGUUAAGAUGGUGGGAGUUGAUACGGAUUCCCAUGCAGCAGAGGAGCCAGCUGUUGCCAAGGAACCGAGGGCUGUUACGGAGACACCGUCGCAGCAGCAAAGGGAGACAGAAGACGUAGCAGCGACGAGAACCUUGAGGUCGCGGGAUCGAAUCAAGCCGCCGAGGAAGUACACGGCUUAA
This is a messenger RNA of Salvia splendens (bonfire salvia), 654 nucleotides long. RefSeq lists its product as uncharacterized. The transcript has a single exon. The coding region runs from base 1 to 654 and encodes 217 amino acids. The record is from RefSeq and is a predicted model, not a curated record. Lineage: Eukaryota; Viridiplantae; Streptophyta; Magnoliopsida; Lamiales; Lamiaceae.